AUGAGUGUCAUGGACAAGAUCAUUUUGGCAAACAGAAGACUGGGUUUCACGGGACUUUCCAUGAGAGAUGGUGACAUUGCAAGCUCAAACCCACGAAGUGCUCUUAUUUGUCAAGAAAACUCUUGCCUUUGGCCAAAAUCAGUGGACGGAUUUGUCUAUGUUCCCUACAUAAUCUCGCCAUUCUAUGAUGACAUGGACAGAAUCACCAUAGAGACAGGUAUGCUGGACAUCUUGUCUCAAACAUGUAUCAAGUUUGUUCCACGAACUCAUGAAGCCAACUUCCUCAACAUUCAACCCAAGCGUGGGUGCUGGUCCUUCUUAGGUAUGACAGGUGGAUCUCAGACUCUGUCCCUGCAGACCCCAGCCUGCAUGUGGUCAGGAGUGGCCUCCCAUGAGCUCAUGCACGCUCUGAGUUUUGUUCACGAGCACUCACGCUCCGACCGGGACACCUAUGUCACCAUUCUGUGGGACAAUAUCAUGAGAGGCCAGACACACAACUUUCAAAAGCACAAGACCUACAUCAACACAGCAUAUGAUUACAAUUCAGUCAUGCACUAUGGGAGGUAUGCCUUUUCUCAGGAUGGUGAACCAACCAUAAUUCCCAAACUAGACCCAAACAUCCCUAUUGGACAGAGAGAUGGACCCAGCACAUCAGACAUUCAUAAAAUAAACGUUUUGUAUGAUUGUGGUGGGUGA
Messenger RNA from Clupea harengus (Atlantic herring), 696 nucleotides. RefSeq names its product high choriolytic enzyme 2-like 1 (gene hce2l1). Gene Ontology annotation, molecular function: metalloendopeptidase activity; zinc ion binding. The record is from RefSeq and is a predicted model, not a curated record. Lineage: Eukaryota; Metazoa; Chordata; Actinopteri; Clupeiformes; Clupeidae. Gene Ontology annotation, biological process: proteolysis.